Cyprinodon tularosa is the source of this 1526-nucleotide messenger RNA. RefSeq names its product molybdenum cofactor synthesis 3 (gene mocs3). Gene Ontology annotation, cellular component: cytosol; cytoplasm. The record is from RefSeq and is a predicted model, not a curated record. Bases 104 to 1483 code for a protein of 459 amino acids. Gene Ontology annotation, molecular function: adenylyltransferase activity; URM1 activating enzyme activity; thiosulfate-cyanide sulfurtransferase activity. Gene Ontology annotation, biological process: protein urmylation; tRNA wobble position uridine thiolation. Lineage: Eukaryota; Metazoa; Chordata; Actinopteri; Cyprinodontiformes; Cyprinodontidae. The transcript has 13 exons.
CCGGAAGUUGACAUCGCGUGUCUCAUAUGUCAACAUCUUGCAGCCUGUGAGUUCAUUUGUAUUGUAUCUAAAAACUGCGCUGCUUUUGUGUUUAUCUGAAGCGAUGGCUCAGAAAGAGAGCGACUGGAAGAGGCAGCUGAUGGAGAAAGAAAAAGAGAUCGCGGCUCUCAAGAACAAACUGGAACAGCUUGAAAAGAACCACGCCUCAGUGCUGGAACUCCAGGACAAAGUGAUGCAGCUUAGUCCUCUAACAGCCAAACCAGCGCUCAGCAAUGAGGACAUCAUGCGGUACAGCAGACAGCUCCUUCUGCCUGAGCUCGGUGUAAAAGGUCAGCUGAAUUUAUCUGGGACAUCUGUGCUGAUCGUGGGCUGUGGUGGACUAGGUUGUCCACUCGCCCAGUAUCUAGCAGCAGCAGGCAUCGGGCGUCUUGGUCUGCUGGACUAUGAUGAAGUGGAGCUCAGCAACCUCCACAGGCAGGUUCUCCAUGGAGAGGAGAAUCAGGGCCAGGCUAAGGCUCUGUCUGCAGCUACAGCAGUGAAAAGGCUGAAUUCUACCGUGGAGUGUAUUCCCUACCAUCUGCAGCUCUCACCAGAGAAUGCCUUACAGCUUAUUCAACAAUAUGACAUUGUGGCGGACUGUUCAGACAACGUUCCCACCCGUUACCUGGUGAAUGACGCCUGCGUGCUCAGCGGCAAACCUUUGGUGUCUGCGAGUGCUUUGCGACUGGAAGGGCAGUUGACGGUGUACAACUAUCAGGGAGGCCCCUGCUACAGAUGUUUAUACCCACGGCCCCCACCCCCAGAAACGGUAACCAACUGCUCUGAUGGAGGGGUGUUAGGAGUGGUUCCAGGUAUUAUGGGCUGCUUCCAGGCUUUAGAGGUCCUUAAAAUUGCCUCAGGGCAAGGUUCUUCCUGCGCUCAGCAGCUGCUGAUGUUUGACGCUCAGGCUUUCAGAUUCAGGUCCAUCAGACUGCGGCCCAAGCAGGCUGGCUGUGCGGCGUGUGGAGAAAGCCCCAGUGUGACGCAGCUGAUUGACUAUGAGGCUUUCUGUGGGUCUGCUGCCACAGAUAAGUGUCGUAAGCUUAACCUCCUGUCCAAGGAUCAGAGGAUCACAGUGCAGGAAUAUAAAUCUGUGGUGGAUACCUCUGGACAUCAUAUCUUGCUUGAUGUCCGCCCUCUUGUGGAAGUGGAUAUCUGUCACUUGCCCUUCUCUCUCAAUAUCCCCCUCUCCAGUUUAGAGCAGAGAAAGAGUGAAGAUAUCCGGUUACUUCAGCAAAGAAUCAUCCAGCUGAAGCAGCAGAUGGCAGGUGACUGCCAGCCGCCAGUUUAUGUCAUCUGUAAGCUGGGUAAUGACUCCCAGAAGGCAGUGCAGAUUUUGGAAAAGAUGAGCGGGUCAGAAAUGGACAGUUUCACCGUAAAGGACAUCUGUGGAGGGCUCAUGGCGUGGGCCAAGAACAUUGAUUCAACAUUUCCACAGUAUUAAUGUACUGUAUGAUUGUUUGCUUGUAAUAAACUAAUACAUUUCA